GUCAGUCAGCGUGCGAAAGUCUCGCGGUUCGCUGAUCCUACCGUUGUCGCGCAGUCUGCUUCCGAACGGCAACCAGAGUGGAUGCAACCUACUACCACCUACUACCCAAAGCCAGCGCUGAUAGAACAGAAUCUUUCUUCGACUUCGACGAACGAAUUCUAAACUUAGAGCCGUUGCGGUUGUUCGGAUCGUCCGGGCCGUACCUGAAGUGCAAGUGGCACGAGCUCGCGCGCGCGGUUGAUUGGUUAUUUACGACCAAGACAGGGCGAACAAUCGUGAAAGCAGUGCGUGCCGCCCGGAGUGGAAGACCGGGAAGAAAGUGAGAGUGACAUAAAUUGGUGCAGCCGUGUCACGGCGAAUUUUGUUGGGGAAAAAACCAAGCCGAGAAAUUUCGGAAAACCGACAACGCGAGCCAAAGAUUUAUCCAAUAACGAGGAAAGAUGUUCAAACUAGCUGUCGUCCUUCUGGUGUUCAGUUUGGUGGAAGCAAAUCGUUUCCGCGCUGAAUACCCUGGCCCUUAUUGCGCGGCUCGUCGCUACGACAAGUGCUGCCAUGAACGACAGGAUGGCUGCUCGCAACCAAUCUCAACUACUCUCUGUUACUGCGAUGAAUUCUGUGAACGUGGUGAUCAUGGCGAUUGUUGCCCAGAUUACGAAGAAGUGUGCUUGGGGAUACAACCAGAUCCAGUCUACGAACCUUGUUCGCAUAACGGUCAAUCGUUUACACCUUUCGAUCCUCCCGUAGUGGAUAACUGCAACACUUGCAAAUGUACCGGUCAAGGGGACAAAGUCUGCACGAAUGAUCUCUGCUUGGUGGAUAACGACCUGUUGAAGCAGCUGCACCACCUGGAACGGUCGAUCGGGUGGCAGGCCACCAACUACAGCGAAUGGUGGGGCCACAAGUACGAUGAAGGCAAAGUGAUGCGGCUGGGAACGUUCUACCCGAAGAUCAAGGUCAAGUCGAUGACCCGGCUGACCAACGGGCAGGAUCAUUUGCCGUCGCACUUCGAUGCCACCAACUACUGGCCCGGUUUCAUCGGAGAAGUUAGAGAUCAAGGUUGGUGCGGAUCCUCGUGGGCCAUUUCGACUGCAUCGGUCGCUUCCGAUCGCUUUGCCAUCCUAUCGAAGGGGCGUGAAACUGUGCGGCUGGCUCCUCAGCAGAUCAUUUCCUGCGUGCGCCGAAGCCAGGGUUGCAGUGGAGGACAUUUGGAUACCGCAUGGAACUACUUCCGCAAAGUUGGAACUGUCAACGAGGAGUGCUAUCCAUACAUCUCGGCUCACAAUGUUUGUAAAAUUCGCCCUUCGGACACUUUAAUCACUGCCAACUGUGAACUGCCAACCAAGGUCGAUCGUACCAACAUGUACAAAAUGGGCCCGGCCUUCAGUCUGAACAACGAAACCGAUAUCAUGAUCGAAAUUAAAAACCAUGGACCCGUACAAGCUAUCAUGCGCGUCCACCGCGACUUUUUCUCGUACAGGGGCGGUGUCUACCGCCACUCGGCAGCCGCAACUUCAGCUGAUCAACGAGCCGGUUAUCACUCAGUGCGACUGAUUGGUUGGGGAGAGGAGCGCAAUGGCUAUGAAGUCAGCAAGUACUGGAUUGCCGUCAACUCAUGGGGCACGUGGUGGGGUGAAAAUGGUCGCUUCCGGAUUCUGCGCGGAAGCAACGAGUGUGAAAUCGAAAGCUACGUUUUGGCUUCCCUCCCGUACGUCCACCAGCAGGUGAAAAAAAUGCGACAGAUUGGCGAGCUGCAAGAGAUGAUCGUUGGUACCGGCUUCGCUCCACAUCCCAGCCGGAGAUACCCUCCGUACGGUCGUCGAUCCGGUUAAACGGUCACAUCCACUCUUGGUCCUGCCUCGAUCGAGAUAACAAAAAAGAUAGGAGAUGAAAAAAAAAACGUUGUACAGUAUUAGUAAGAAAUGUUUCGGAGCCCUCUGUAGAAUGGAUCUGAAAGAGCUUAUUCACCACGCAAGCUAGGGUUGAUAUCGAUCGAAAAGAUAAUGGACGCCUCCAAUUCUACAAUCCAAAACUCUAAAAAAAAAAGCAAACAAACGAAUAUAAUAUAAUUUCCAAUGUAUACUGCCUUCUGGAACUCUCCUCCAUUUUUUAGUAGCGGAAAAGUAUGAGUUUAAGCAUUGUAAUCCCCUCACAGUUAGCAAGUUUCGCUUCAAAGAGCACUAGUCGACAAUGCAAACAUGUAAAUCAAAGUGUUCAAAUUCUCAAAAUUGUUACGAAAGUUAAUAUUAUUUUUUUGGUUUAGCUUGAUUUAAGUCAAAAUUGGAUUAAAUUUAUCUUAGUUGCUAGUUGUUAAGAAGCCUUAGUUACCUUUAAUCCCGAUAAGCGAGUAAUGCUAGUGAGGAACGUUGAGAUAAUUGUGAAGUGAAACAAACGAAUCAUUGUGCCAAAAUGGACACAGAAGAGAGAGAAAAACAAUACAAGUAGGAAUUCGGAGAAAAGUUAAUUUGUUUAUUGGCACAGCUUGGUAAAGUUUUGUGUUAGUCUGCAAUCUAUUCAGAAUAGAUGAUGGAUAUUGAUCCAGAGGAAGCAUCCCUCUGACUUCGAUUUAUUACUGAAUGUAAAUCUUGACCGUUGUAAUCGUCAAUUUAUUGUUUAGAGAAUUAAAUGUGUUCAUAAGCCAAUACCAA
This is a messenger RNA of Armigeres subalbatus, 2645 nucleotides long. RefSeq lists its product as uncharacterized. The transcript is spliced from 8 exons. Gene Ontology annotation, biological process: proteolysis. NCBI's taxonomy places the organism in Eukaryota, Metazoa, Arthropoda, Insecta, Diptera, Culicidae. Gene Ontology annotation, cellular component: lysosome. Gene Ontology annotation, molecular function: cysteine-type peptidase activity. Bases 441 to 1829 code for a protein of 462 amino acids. The record is from RefSeq and is a predicted model, not a curated record.